AUGCCUUCCGACCGGGCGGACUUGUCCUCUGACCAGGACAAGGAACACAAGCACAAGAAGCUCGACAAUGAAGUCCGUGACAUGUUCUCUGCAAUAACUAGUCGCAUUUUCCGUCUCCAUAAUGUUGGAGGCUCGAGCCACCACCGUGGUGAUGGUGAAGAUGAUCGAGGAAUCAGAGUCAUCACACUUGCCGGGAACAACAUGGGAGCCACCUUCCGGGGUGGCCAGGACGAGAAAAUGGGUGGUGGCCCUGAGGAGGAGAAUGAUGAUGAUGCCCUUGGAACUUACGUGAAUAGCAAUUUUCAGGCCAUCAAUAACUCUAUUAUGAUGGGCGGGAGUUAUAGCGGAAAUGAUCCCGGGGUGCACGCAGAGAUCACAGAUUUCACUGAGAACUAUUUGUACGACACUGUAUUUCUCGACAUUCGUUCGCUUAAAUAA
This is a messenger RNA of Punica granatum (pomegranate), 438 nucleotides long. The record is from RefSeq and is a predicted model, not a curated record. Lineage: Eukaryota; Viridiplantae; Streptophyta; Magnoliopsida; Myrtales; Lythraceae.